This is a messenger RNA of Ilyonectria robusta, 1566 nucleotides long. RefSeq lists its product as uncharacterized. Bases 1 to 1566 code for a protein of 521 amino acids. Lineage: Eukaryota; Fungi; Ascomycota; Sordariomycetes; Hypocreales; Nectriaceae. The record is from RefSeq and is a predicted model, not a curated record. The transcript has 2 exons.
AUGAUCACCUCAGGGUGGCAAUCACCCACUUCAAUGGACCACAGUAAUGGAGGCAACUCGCUGGCGAGGACCCUCGUCUUUUGUUCCACCCGCGCUUGGCGUGGCGGCUUCCGAGUUCUCCUCCAGAUUAGCGCCGUUCUGCUCACCAUCUUCAUUCUCUUUGGCCUGUUGCCUGAACGGAUGGGCGUCAGUAGCAACUUGAUAGGCUACAAGGACAUGUUGUCAUGGAAAGCCGAGCCCGAACAGCAGUCCAACCUCAGAAUUGUCGUCUUUGGUUCCCCCGAUGUAGCUGGCAGCGCUGCUGAUCAAGUCCAUGUGCGCACAACCUGGACCGAGGAGCUUUGCAAGCAGAUGAACUGCACAUCGCAUAUUUCCCUUGUUCCCACAGGCGACUCCAGUCAUGGGAUGGCAUCUCACGCCCUCUAUGCUCACGAACUCAGCGCCUUGAACCAGAUCACCAGGGAAACCAACAUCACCGACCAACCUGCCCUUGAUUACGACUUCAUUGGCGAACAGUACCCUGUCCCGGUUGGCACGCCUGAUUUGACCGAUCAGAUCAAGCAGUUCCUUGCCAUGCCGCCACCCGACGCCGUGCCACACGAGACGCUCUGGAUCUUCACCUUUGGUACUUGGGAAAUCUGGAACAUGGCUGCGCUUCCCCUCGGCACGGCAGAGGAUCUCAUUGACUCCAUGACCACCCACAUCUUCGCCCAGAUCGAGCACCUGUACAAGCAUUCGCUUUACCCCAACUCGGUUGCCUUUUCCGAUUUCUGGUCUAAUGCCACCGAGUCCCAGGUCCAGGAGCUGACGGCACCCAACGCUGCUUCCGACGUCGACGAUCGCAAGUUGGAGAACUUCCGAGUUCUGAUCCCUAAGCUCUUUGACAUCACCCUUACCCCAGGCUGGCGCGGUCGCCCCUCGCCUCCCUUUCCCAACACCCAGGCCGAACAGACCCGCAAUGCCGUGUGGCUGACCAGGUACUGGGACCAAGCAAUGGAUUUGGGACUCAUGAGGUGGAAAGAGAUGAGGACCAAGAAGCCUGAUGGCGUAAUCGAUGAGACGGAUGAGCAUGUGGUAAAGAGGAGGAACGAAGAGGGUGACGAGAGUGACAACAAUCAGUCCCACUCGUUGUUCGAUUACCUGCCGGCGUCCAUGCGAUCCAAAGCUCUGAAUGCCACCGAGGCCAAAAACGAGCGAGUCAUCUAUGCACCGUAUCCUCUCCGCAACGGUCUGCAAAUCGACCCGGCCAAGACCAUUCUAAACGCAAUGACGGAGGAGGAUAUGCAGCGGUCUGCAGUCAAGGACUCCAAGGGCUUUGGAACACUGUCUGCCAACGACUCGUUGCGAUUUCUGGACGUGUGGACGCCCUGCGUUAGGGCCAUAACAGAGGACUUGUCCGUCGACAUGGACGAAGUGACAGAAGAGUGCUCGAUCCCCCACGACCACCUAUUUUAUGAUGCCUUCACCAUCGGCCAGCGAGCCAUUGUGGAGGUGACGAAGCCGGUACUGGAAUCCGUGCUGGAAGGCCUGUUUGUGCGUCAACCAAAGUCCAGCUGGUUCUACUAG